UUUUUCUGUCUUCCAGUUUGGAUCGGAUCUCUAGCGAUUGCAUUAACCUUUCUUCUUGGGCCAUUGGCAUCAGUUCUUUGCAAAGCUAUUACAUGUCGUUUCACCGCUAUUGCUGGAGGACUGACAUGCGCAGUGGGCUUGAUUCUGACGUCAUAUUCACGAAGCUUUGGGUUGAUGUUUUUCACCGUUAGCUUUCUUUAUGGUUUAGGUGCAUCCAUGAUAUUUACGGCUUCCUUUCUUAUCACGGCAAAGAACUUUUGCAGAUUUCAGUAUCUCGCUGUAGGGAUCGUUUCUCUUGGUGGUAGUGUCGGUGUGCUCAUUUUUGGCCCUCUCCUACAGUUCCUGAUAGAUAGAUUGGGCUGGAGAGGCACUUACAGAGCCACAUGUGCCUUGUUCGUCCUUGUGUGCAUCUGCGCAGUCUCGUUUAGUGAACCACGAUCGGAUUAUGAAGACGCAAAUGUGACGACAAAUGAGAAUUGUACCGAUGAAUAUGAUAAGACCAUUCCUGAAGAUCUGAUUACCACAAAAGACGUUAAACGUGCAGAAAGCAUACAUUUGAAUCAAGUGGAAAAUAGAAAGGAAAAAAGGAAACUUAUUGACCUGUCAGUCUCAAAGUACCUCGUUUUACUGUCGUAG
Molecule: messenger RNA, 636 nt
Organism: Porites lobata
Lineage: Eukaryota; Metazoa; Cnidaria; Anthozoa; Scleractinia; Poritidae
Source: the annotation of a GenBank genome assembly